Manihot esculenta (cassava) is the source of this 2004-nucleotide messenger RNA. RefSeq names its product LRR receptor kinase SERK2. Bases 86 to 1783 code for a protein of 565 amino acids. The transcript is spliced from 2 exons. Gene Ontology annotation, molecular function: protein kinase activity; ATP binding. The record is from RefSeq and is a predicted model, not a curated record. NCBI's taxonomy places the organism in Eukaryota, Viridiplantae, Streptophyta, Magnoliopsida, Malpighiales, Euphorbiaceae. Gene Ontology annotation, biological process: protein phosphorylation.
GACUGGAUAGUAGAAUUGCCCGAGUAACAGAGCCACUCAAGCAAACUGCCAAACAAAUUUAAGUGGAGGUCUGGAACGUGUUAACAUGGAUAAUCCUCUUAUAACUACCUUAAAAUUCUCAAUUCCCAACUGCAUGAGACUUGAAAAUCUCUGGGAGAAAAAGAAGAAAAAAAAAAUCAUAUCCAUGGCAUCCAUUUCUGCAAGUUCCAUCUUCCUCCUCAUCGCAGUACUUUCACUUUCAGAUUCUGCAACACUUGUUGAGGAUCUUGCAAACUUAAAACCCCCACCAGAUUUCAAUACCACAAUCAAGACCAACUGUCUCCACAACCCUUCUCUUAGAUACUGCAAUUACUCGUCACCUGCGGAUCUUUUUGAGAUCUUCAAGUCCACCAUUGUUGCUAGUCAUCUCUGUAACGAAUCCAAGAACCCUAAUUGUGUUGAAUCUUUUCCCAAAAUAGACCUCAGGAAUCGUCCAAAGAUUGUACCUUUGUACUUGUCAUACAACUUCUUCUGGAAGUUCUGUCCUUUAACAAUCUUAUCCAUUGAUUUGUCCAACAAUUCUUUGAAGGGUAGUUUUCCUGUAGAGGUCCUGUCAUGUACUCAGAUUCAGGCUCUUGAUUUAAGUCUUAAUGCCCUUACAGGUGAUUUUCCUGUUGAGAGUUUCACUCCUGUUUCCGACCUUACAUUUCUCAAUCUGUCAUAUAACUAUUUUUCAGAGUGUAAAAUCUCUGAUUCUCAGUUCUUCAAGCGGUUCAAUUCUUCAAGUUUUCUUCAUUCUGGUCUCCUCCCAAGUCACAGGAACUAUAAGAUCAAAGCUAUACUUCUGUUGCUUGGAUUUCCCAUAUUUGUGAUUCUUAUCAUAGUUUGCUUCGGAUGGCUAUGUCUGAAAAGGCCAGAUUACUUACCAAGAUUUCUCCAGAGAAAGCACAGAUUCACACCAGCAAUACUAAAGGCUGCAACCAAUCAGUUCUCCAGAAAGAAUCUGGUGGCCAAGAGUGAAGGAGUGAGUAUGUAUAGAGGAACACUUCGAGAGGGAACUGAGGUCAGGAUAGAAAUCUACUGGGACAGCAUUUCACAGGAAGACCGCCGGAGAUUUAUCUGGGAAUGCAGGGUUCUUGUUCAACUAUGUCACAAGAAUGUAGUUCAAGUGUUUGGUUGGUGUACUGACAGAAAACUGAGAGCAAUUGUUACAGAAUGGACAGAAGGAGAGAACAUUGAAAUGUGGCUAUCUGCUGUAGAGUCGGUUCCUUCAUGGAAGCAAAGGUUGAAAGUACUCAUGGGAGUUGUGGAAGGCAUGUGUUAUCUGCAGGAGCAAUGGCCUGAAGUGGGUUAUGAUCUCAGAACCAAAAGUGUGAUUCUGUCUGAAAAUCUGGAGCCACUCAUUUCAAGAUUCAAAGUUGGAGUUCAAAACAGCAACUCCAGAAACAUUUACAGAUUUGGAGUAUUUCUACUGGAGAUGAUAACAAACAGAAGACCACAGGAGGAAUUUGAGAUGGGUGAGGCUGAUUUUAUAGAGUACAUCAGGAUGAGUUAUCCUGGAAAUCUCUGCAAUGUGAUUGAUUCAAGAAUGAAAUUGUCCGAAAAUAUGUUUGAUCAGGCAAAACAUGGAAUAGCCCUGGGCUUGAUGUGCACUGAUCAAUCAACAAGUAAAUAUCCUAGCUUGAAUCAGAUAUUCAACAUGAUAACAAGAGCGUACGAGUCUUGCCAGGUUACAGCUACGCAGAGCCAUAGAAGAAAUCAUGGAGAUGGAGACAAAAGACAUAAACGUGCUGUAUCUGAAUAAGACCACUAGAAAUUUCAACUCUGUUAUGCUGUACCUGAAUAGAUUUUCCAAGACAACCUAUGCAAACUAAUAGAAAUAUAAAAUUUAAAAUUCCAAGACAACAGAGAAACUGAUGCAGGGGAAAUUUGUCUCAAAUAAUUUACAAUUACAAUAACUUGAAUUGUUUUGCUGGAGUAUUUGGAAAUGUGUACAAAGGAAGCAUUGUUGAUGAGACUUUCAUA